UACUAUACGCAAAGUAACGCGUGAACUAGCUGUCCACACGAAAUUUGCGUUUGAUACGAUAAUAAUCAAACUUCCACCAUUCAGUAAUCGACAUGUUCUCUUUAAGGAUAGUCCUGUUUAGCUUGCUGGUAGCAGCAGUGACAUGCGAGGAUCUGGACUUCCCCCCAGGGUUCCAGUUCGGAGCCGCGUCAGCAGCGUACCAAGUGGAAGGCGGCUGGAAUGCCAGUGACAAAGGCGAAAACAUUUGGGAUAGGUUUGUCCACGAGAAGCCUCACAUCAUAGCUGACCACUCCACCGGAGACGUGGCCUGCGACUCCUACCGCCUCUGGAGACGUGACAUCGAAAUGGCCUCCGAUCUUGGCCUGCACUUCUACCGAAUGUCCAUAGCCUGGUCUCGGCUGCUGCCGAAUGGAUUCGCCAACAAGAUCAGCGAGGAUGGACUCAACUAUUACAAUAACCUGAUCGACGGACUCCUUGAGAAGGGUAUUCAGCCGAUGGUGACGCUGUAUCAUUGGGAUCUGCCGCAGAGACUUCAGGAUUUGGGCGGCUGGACCAACCCCCUCAUCGUGGACUGGUUUGGAGACUACGCGCGCGUGGUCUUCAGCCACUUCGGAGACAGGGUCAAGUCCUGGAUCACUAUCAACGAGCCAUCAUCGAUCUGCGACAUUGGUCACGGGUCAGAGAUCAUGGCACCAGGCUGGCAAGAUCCUGACAAUGCAGUCUAUCUGUGUAAUAAGUAUGUUCUGUUGUCCCAUGCGAAGGCUUACAGGAUUUAUGAGGCGGAGUUCAAGGCGAAGUAUCAAGGUGAACUAUCCCUGGCCAACCAUUUGAUGUGGUAUGAGCCAUUCUCCCCUGAAGAUGAAGAGUUGGCUGAAACUGCUAGAGAAUACAUAGGUGGCCGGUACUCACAUCCCGUUUACUCUAAAGAGGGUGGUUGGCCUCCGGUCAUAGAAAAAGUUAUCGCUGAACUCAGCCAAAAGAAAGGAUAUAAGAGGUCUAUCCUACCAGAGUUUACGAAGGAGGAAGUAGAAUAUAUUAGAGGUACAUUUGACUUCUACGCAUUCAACCACUACACAAGCCGGCUGAUACGCAAGGCGAAGGAGGGCGAGGAACUUGGUCCCUUCCCUCUUGGAGAUGCUCCCCACAUCAACGGCAAAUACGAAGUGCAUCCAGAUUGGAAAUCUACACCCUCUUUCUGGUUCUAUGUGUACCCUGAAGGUAUACGCCAACAGCUCUUGUGGGUGAGAAAACAAUACGGUGACAUCAAGAUCAUCAUCACAGAGAACGGUUACUCAAGUGAGACCGGAUUGAAUGACACGGAAAGAAUAAAUUAUUACAGAGACUAUUUAAAACAGGUUCUUUUAGCAAUCAAAGAAGACGGGCUGAACAUCACAGGAUACACCGCGUGGACCCUCAUGGAUAACUUCGAGUGGACAGAUGGGUACAACUCGAGGUUCGGCCUCUACGAAGUGGACUUCACGUCUCCAGAACGAACUAGGACUCCUAAAGCAUCCGCAGAGUUCUACAAGAAACUAAUACAAAGACACUCUUUGAACUUUGAGCUAUGAUUUAAAAUAUUCAUGACUGAACGUGUUAAAUUUUAAAUAUUGUUAGAAAACUGAUUCGAUUCUAAUUAAAAUAAAAAAAAUAUCGCUGACUACA
Molecule: messenger RNA, 1662 nt
Organism: Manduca sexta (tobacco hornworm)
Lineage: Eukaryota; Metazoa; Arthropoda; Insecta; Lepidoptera; Sphingidae
Product: myrosinase 1
Exons: 9
Coding region: 93-1568 (491 amino acids)
Biological process (GO): carbohydrate metabolic process
Molecular function (GO): beta-glucosidase activity
Source: RefSeq, a predicted model, not a curated record